Etheostoma cragini (Arkansas darter) is the source of this 3829-nucleotide messenger RNA. RefSeq names its product rhomboid, veinlet-like 2 (Drosophila) (gene rhbdl2). Gene Ontology annotation, molecular function: serine-type endopeptidase activity. The record is from RefSeq and is a predicted model, not a curated record. The coding region runs from base 491 to 1387 and encodes 298 amino acids. Gene Ontology annotation, cellular component: membrane. The transcript is spliced from 8 exons. NCBI's taxonomy places the organism in Eukaryota, Metazoa, Chordata, Actinopteri, Perciformes, Percidae.
GGUGUGGCACGGGGGAAGAAACAGGUAUCCUGUAGUGGGGAGCGAGUUGCAGACAUCAGUAUUCGCGGAGUUUCUGUGAAACUCUCCUGUAGUUUAGUGGAAUCGUGUAGCAGCGGUGGGUAUUUAGGCUGAGGAAGGAAGCUUCUUGCAGGAACAAGUAAUGAAAGGUCUAUAAUUAUCUCCAAGUGCUUUUUGCUUUUCUUUUUUCUCCUUCGGAUCCCAGAGAGUGACGGACGGGCGGGUCGAAGAAGGGAGUCCGCGUGUUGUCCGAAAACAUGGAGGAAUGGUUUUGAAAACGUUUUUUGUUCAGUAUUUUGAACUCGAGUAGGCUACAGUGUAUGAACCUAUGCACUAUUCAGCACACACAUCGAGCUGUUUGAAUUAGUUCAAUUGAGUCUAUAUUUAUGCGUUUGGGACCGCUUUAAGCCAUCUGCACUCUUCCUGUCGAAGGAUUAGACUAUUAAAUCUGCUGUGUAGGACUGGAGCAGUGAUGGAGGACAUUGACAUCGAGCAAGAGGAGCCGUUUCCCGUGGACCGAGAUGGGAGACAGUUUAAGGGUGAAGAAGACCAGCCUGAUAAUAAGAGAGAAAUGGGAUGUUGUGAGAAGUUCCAUUAUUCUAUGUCCAGAUGGAUGCUUCCAGAGGAUCUUCGCGAAACCUAUGUUGAACGGGCCAACUGCCUUCCUCCGCCCAUCUUCAUCAUCCUCAUCAGUAUUGCAGAGCUGGCAGUGUUCAUCUACUAUGCUGUGUGGAAGCCUCAGAAGCAGUGGGUGACCCUGGAUGAAGGCAUCUGGAACAGCCCGCUCUCAUACAAGCCUGAGUCCAGGAAGGAGGCGUGGCGCUUUGUCUCCUACAUGUUUGUCCAUGCUGGUGUGCAGCAUAUUGUGGGAAACCUGUUGAUGCAGCUGCUGGUGGGCAUCCCGCUGGAACUGGUCCACAAAGGAUUUGAAGUGGGAAUGGUUUACCUCUGUGGCGUCUUGGCAGGCUCGUUGGCCAGCUCCAUCUUUGAUCCUUACAGUGCUUUGGUGGGAGCUUCCGGGGGUGUUUAUGCCCUGUUAGGAGGCUAUUUUAUGAACGCAGUAGUGAAUUUCCGAGAGAUGAUUCCUCUCCUUGGAAUAUUUCGUAUCCUCGCCAUUGUGAUAUUUGUUGGCACAGAUUUUGGAUUUGCCUUCUACAGAAGAUUUGUCAGCCAGGAGGCUGGUAUGCAGGUGUCCUUUGUGGCUCAUUUUGGAGGAAUCGUGGCUGGGAUGACCAUCGGCUAUGUCUUCUUCAGCGCUUACAACCAGAAGCUACUCAAAGACCCACGUUUCUGGCUGUGUAUAGUAGGCUAUAUACUCUGUGUGGUCUUUGCGGUGGUCUUUAAUAUCUUCCUGUCCCCAGCACCAUAGGGACAUAAAGCUGCACUCACCAACCAAUUUUGUUUUUUUUAAAUUAACACUAAACGCCUUAAUAUCACACUCAGGAAGCUGUAUUUUAUACUGAUGCAUUUCAGAGCGAUCUAAUGCACAGGGUUUUUUAUAUUUUGCUAUCAGAUUUUCUUCUUAAAGCUGAAUGUGGGAGUUCAUGGGGAAAGGUUCAAUCUGCUGUUUAUAGAGUUGUAGAAUUGCAGAAGGAAUAUUUAAACAUUUUAGACAAUGUCGACAACAAUAGGCCUUUAAAAGUGAGUAAUGUAGUACUUAAUUCAAUUGUAUCUGUGAUCAUUUUGAAUGGGUUUUGUUUUUUGAAUUGUUAUUGUUUUUUCUGUGUUUGAGUGUUUUUUUAAUGUUUUUAUAAAAAAAUGUUUAGACCUCUUUGUACUUGUCAUGAUUAUCAGGAAGUUUAGUAGGAAAUGACACUCAGACUUUUUUUUUUAAAAUCUCUGUAUGCUAUUCUGUGCUAAUCUUCCGUUGACUCAUAAUGGACUUUUAGUAUUCAUAAAAUAUGCCUUAAACGUGUUGAAAUCCCCGCAUUAAAACGUGAAAUUUCAUAAAGACGUGACUGUUUGACAACACUGACAAGAAGAAAGAGAUGAAUCCUAAACUGUUUGAGUUGAUCUUCCUUUUGUAAGCAAAAGGGCUGGUUUACCAAUAGGCCAUGGCUUAAUGCCAUGACAUUGUUUCAGCCACUUCCUGUUGACAGGACGUGGCUAAUAACAUGUUGAGUUGUAAAACUUGAUUCAUUUUUCUCUUAUACUUCUCUGUCAUACUUGUUUUUUUUUAACCUUGGCAAUACAAAAUGUUGGCCUUAAACAUUAACAUCCAGGUUUUGGAAACACUAGAUACUGUUGCUAAAAUUAAACAGUGGUUGAUAUUGUACAAUCCCCCUACUAAACUGUAGGGACAUCUUUGAAUCUUAAGUGCAAGUUAUAGCUUAGUGACGGUAUAUAUUCUUUUUCAUAUGUCUAUAAAUGUCAAAUCUUUAAAGGUGCCCUGCCACAUGUUUUUCAUUAAGUCGUGGGAAUGUCUGAAGUUCUACCACGGACUAUGUGACAUUUACUGUGGAAAAUUGCCUUGGUUGCCUUGUUUCAAGCCAAUCUAGCGUUGUAUAGAAAGCCUGCAGGAAGACUUAGCUCGAUUUGUGCCAGUUCUCACUAAUAUUUAACAAGCUAAGCUGCUCUGAUUGGCUAACAGCUAGCCAAUGAGAGCCUGGCUAUCAGAAUCCUUUACCGAGCGCAACUGGGCGAGUUCAUGAAUAGUAAAAAUCUUAGGCAACAUGACGUCAGACUGACCAGGUUCUAUAAUUGGCCUGAUUUCUCUGCUUAUUCAGUGGCUUUAGCUGAAAGAGGAGAUAGCAGUUCAUUUUCACAUUCACAAUAUGGCACAGACACAUAUGGAUCUACCAUAUUUCAAAAAAUGCAAGUAAAAAUGUUUUUGUGUGGCAGGGCAGCUCAGUGGUGUUUUUUGCUUUCAACAGUGCCUUCCAGACAACUAACCUUAACCCUAAACAUAACCAUUGAAGCGCUGCCUGGAAGGAGAUGUUGGGGGCAAAAAACACCAAAGACCGGCAGGGCACCUUUAAUGUUACUGGUGUAAGAAGGGCAAUGGGUACAUAUUGUAAUAAAGGAACAGAGCUUAUAGAAUAAGAUAGUUAAAAUAUGUACUUGAUUUAUUUAAGAUUACAGGUUUAACUAUGACCAAAGACUAAACAAACUUCCUACACUUGGUUUUGAAUUCCACAGCUCAAUGUUUCAAUAUUUUUUAAUAGAAUGGGAUGUUUUCAAUGUAUUUUUUUGUCAAAUUGAAUCUGAACUUAUAUAGAAAUAGCAGGAAUGGUAUUGAUUUUGUCUGAUGCAUAUUUAUACAGAAUUUGCCGUGGAGAUGUUCAAUUUGUGAAUUAGCAGAUAACAGUGUACUACAUUCUGCUGUGUGAUGGUGCUGGGAUUCUGUUACAUGUAUUUGACUUCUACAUGAGAGUGACUGCUUUUUUACAUGUGGAACGUUCUAUAGUUUCCAAAUGUAGCUCACCAAUAUAACUUAGUGCAUCCCGAAACAGUGGGAAAUGGUCUGUUGUAGUCCAGAAAUUGAAAAAAAACGGAAAUCUGAUACAAAAUCUGCUGCGAUUGCCUUGGUUAUCCACUGUUUGAAUCCAUUGUCAUUACCUUCCGGUUCAAAAUAUCUUCAUUUGUUCAUCCCGUAUUUUUUAUUAUUAUGAACCAUAAUUCCAGAGUUAACAUAAAGUGACAAUCUUAUACUUUGAUAUACGUUCAUUCUUUUAGACUUUAAAUGCUGUGCUGUUGCCAGUGAGAAACUGAAGCUAAAUGUAAAGAUCCCCUCCACUGAUGUUUUACAUCAAAAUUGUCUGAUAUGGUUUCUCUACAGAAUAAAGUUCAAUGAACAACUUAGAAAUUCUUA